AUGUUUUCUUCUGCAAGAAAUCUCCAAAAACACUCUCUCAGAUCCCUCUCGUCUCUUCUCAACACCACGUCCAAGGGUGUAAUGCUUGCCAGAAAUGUUGGUCCGGUGAAAUUUUUACCUAGUUCUAGCAAUGUGGCUCGGUCGAAUUUUGUAUUUCGGACAAAAGAUGGGAAUUUGUUUCAUUCAGCAAAAUUGUGGAAUCAGUUUGACGGGGCUCGGGGGUUUUCGGCAAAGAGCAUGAGGAGCAAAGUGGAGAUGCGGAUGCGAAAGGAGUCGGGCAAAACCCUGAGGGAGAUUCGGAGGGCUAAGAAGUUGAGAAAGAAGUUGAUGACCGAUGAGGAACGCCUCAUUUACAAUCUAAGAAGAGCCAAGAAAAAAGUGGCAUUACUUCUACAGAAGUUGAAAAAAUACGAGCUACCAGAACUUCCAUCUCCGCGGCAUGACCCUGAACUUUUUACUCCCGAGCAGUUACAGGCAUAUAAGAAGAUUGGCUUCAGAAACAAAAAUUACGUUCCUGUUGGAGUCCGUGGAGUCUUUGGAGGCGUUGUUCAAAAUAUGCAUCUUCACUGGAAGUUCCACGAGACAGUGCAAGUUUGUUGUGAUAACUUCCCCAAGGAAAAAAUUAAGGAGAUGGCGAGCAUGCUGGCAAGAUUGAGUGGUGGCAUUGUGGUCAACAUACAUAAUGUGAAAACUAUUAUCAUGUUCCGAGGCAGAAAUUAUCGGCAACCAAAGAAUUUGAUACCUAUCAACACCCUUACAAAAAGGAAGGCAUUAUUUAAAGCACGAUUUGAACAAGCACUUGAAUCUCAGAAACUAAACAUUAAGAAAAUAGAACAAGAGCUUAGGCGGAAAGGAGUAAAUCCUGAUGAUCCAGUUGCCAUGGCAAGCAUCCAGAGAGUGGCAUCUACAUUCUUUAACGCAAUUGACAAGAGAGGAGGAAGUCCUUAUGUUUAUCAGGACGACAAAAAUACACGAGUGGAACCUGAUGGUCUUGCUCAACAACAGCCUGCAGAAGAUGACAGUGACCAGGAGGAGCUUGACCGCUUCAUUGCUGAGAUCGAAGAUGCAGCUGAUAAAGAAUGGGCCGCCGAGGAAGAAGCGGAGAAAGAAAACCUUGGACGAAUCCGAUAUUGGAACAAGGAAGAUUUAGGUGGUAGAUUUAGAAGAUCUGAAGUUAAUGGAAGUGAAGAUUCGGAUGAUGAGAACAGAGGAGCAAGGAACCGAAAUCAGAUGCAUAGUAGGAAGAAAAUCAUUGAUAGUGAUGGUGAAGAUGAAGAUGCUUCUGAGCCCGAUGAUGAAUGGGAUUCUGAUGAUACUGGAAAUGUGAAUCACGGGAGUAAUGCUGAUGACUCUGAGGAAGCUUUUGACAAAUUUGCUGUGAGUAAAGGAGAGAGAUGGCAGCAUAAUAAGACUGGCAGAACCAGAACCAACUUUAAGAGAAAUGAAGUUGAGUCGAACAGUAGAUUCUCUAAACAGGAUUCCAUUGCAGAAGAUACGCUAAGUGACCUGGAAGAUGUCUUGUGGGAGUCAGAUGAUGGAGUAAGACACAGCCAAAGAGAUUCCAGAGGCCAGAGUAAUCAUUACAGGAGCAGUAGUGAUGAGAGAGACUAUGAUCAGGUAAAGAGAGAUACAGGAAGGAACACGAAGAGAGGUUUGAACAGACGUACUGGUGCGAUGGUAGACGACGAUUCCUUUUCUGAGGACUCGUUUAGCGAGUGCUGGAAGAUGCAGUCUUUGUUUGUAUUGUACUUGCCUUUUGUGGCAAAUUCUUUUUGCAUUCAAGAACGAUUAGAUAUUGUUUCUUUGAAGAGACUUUAUGAUGCCACUGUUUCCCUCAUACAUCGUGAUGGUAGCUAUGGAAUGUAUCAUUAG
Molecule: messenger RNA, 1872 nt
Organism: Fraxinus pennsylvanica
Lineage: Eukaryota; Viridiplantae; Streptophyta; Magnoliopsida; Lamiales; Oleaceae
Source: the annotation of a GenBank genome assembly